GGUGGAGAGGUGGCCGGGCGGCGAGCGCGCACGGAAGGGACGCACACACAUGGAGACGGGGCAGGGCUCGCAGGCGGCCGACGCGGCCGGGGAGCAGCACUCCCCCGCGGCCGACGUGUCCAGCAGCCCCAGCCCGCCGGCCAGGCAGCGCUCGCUGCGGGUCGUGUACGUGCUGAACGACGGGCUGAAGGCGGUGAUGGCCGGCAGCAGCAGCCCGGAGUCCGGCGCGCUGCAGCCGCUGCAGAGAGCCUGCGACGCGGAGAGCGCGCUGCUCACCACCGUCACCUUCGGCCGCCUGGACUUCGGGGAGACGGCGGUGCUGGACAGCUUCUACGACGCAGACAUCGCCGUCGUGGACAUGAGCGACGUGUCUCGGCAGCCCUCCCUGUUCUACCACCUGGGCGUCAGGGAGAGCUUCGACAUGGCCAACAACGUCAUCCUGUACCACGACACCGACCCCGACACCGCCCAGUCCCUGAAGGACAUGGUGGCACAGAAAAACACAGCCUCUCGUCUGCCAGCUUUAGGUUUUCCCUGGGUUCAGUUGCCCCCAGAGUACCGGGGCUCUGGAAUGCGAAACAAAGCGUCCAGCGGGAACUACUACUUCAUCCCCUACAUCGUGACUCCCAGCCACGAGUACAUGUGCUGCGAGAGCGACGCCCAGCGCAGGGCCAGCGAGUACAUGCAGCCCAGCUGGGACAACCUGCUGGGGCCGCUGUGCGUCCCGCUGACCGACCGCUUCACCAGCCUGCUGAAAGACAUCCACGUGACAUCCAGCGCGUCGUUUAAGGACACCCUGCUCAACGACAUCAGGAAGGCCAGAGAGAAGUACCAAGGAGAGGAGCUGGCCAAGGAACUCUCCCGCAUCAAGCUCCGCAUGGACAACACAGAAGUCCUGACGCAGGACAUUGUGAUAAACCUGCUGUUUUCCUACAGAGACAUACAGGACUACGAUGCGAUGGUGAAACUGGUGGAAACUCUGGAGACGCUGCCCACCUGUGAUCUGGCCACCCAGCCCAUGAUCCAGUUUCACUACGCGUUUGCACUCAACAGGAGGAACAGUCCCGGGGACCGGGAGCAGGCCCUGCGGGUCAUGCUGCAGGUGCUGCAGUCCUGCGAGCAUCCUGCCCCCGACAUGUUCUGCCUCUGCGGUCGCAUCUACAAGGACAUUUUCCUGGACUCAGACUGCAAAGACACAAUCAACAGAGACAAGGCUAUACAGUGGUACAGGAAAGGCUUCGAGCUGCAGCCGACUCUGUACUCCGGCAUCAACCUGGCCGUGCUCCUCAUGGUCGCCGGGCAGCAGUUUGAGAACUCCAUGGAGCUGAGGAAAAUAGGUGUGAGGCUGAACAGUCUGCUGGGGCGUAAAGGUUCCCUGGAGAAGAUGAACAACUACUGGGACGUGGGCCAGUUCUUCACCGUCAGCAUGCUGGCCAGCGACAUCCCCAAAGCUACUCAGGCCGCGGAAAAACUUUUCAAACUGAAGCCGCCGCUCUGGUAUCUGCGGUCGGUGGUGCAGAACUUGCAGCUCAUCCAGAGGUUUAAGAAGCAGGCGGUGGAACAUUCUCCCCAGCGAGAGAGACUGGACUUCUGGAUGGACAUCAUCGUGGAGGCCACCCAAGGCACCACCAAUAGGCUGCGGUUUCCCGUGUUGAUUCUGGAGCCCACCAAGAUCUACCAGCCCUCCUACGUGUCAAUCAACAAUGAGGCCGAAGAGAUGAACGUGUCCAUCUGGCACGUUUCUCCUCCUGAAACGAAGGGAAUCCACGAGUGGAACUUCACUGCUACGUCCAUCAAAGGCAUUAGCAUCAGUAAGUUCGACGAACGCUGCUGCUUCCUCUACGUCCACGACAACUCUGACGACUUCCAGAUCUAUUUCUCCACCGAGGAGCAGUGCGCUCGGUUCUGCUCCAUGGUGAAAGAGAUGAUCUCCGACGGCACGGGCAACUCGGUGGAGCUGGAGGGGGAGGGGGACGGAGAUACGCUGGAAUACGAGUAUGACACCAAUGAGACGGAAGACAAGGUGGUCCUGGGACGGGGGACGUACGGGGUGGUGUACGCCGGGAGAGACCUGAGCAACCAGGUCCGGAUCGCCAUCAAAGAGAUUCCUGAGCGAGACAGCAGAUACUCGCAGCCUCUCCAUGAGGAAAUUGCUCUUCACAAGUACCUGAAGCACAGGAACAUUGUCCAGUAUUUGGGUUCUGUUUCGGAGAACGGCUACAUCAAGAUCUUCAUGGAACAAGUUCCCGGAGGAAGCCUGUCUGCGCUGCUGCGGUCAAAAUGGGGCCCUUUAAAGGAGGCCACGAUCGUGUUCUACACCAGACAGAUCCUGGAGGGCCUGCGCUACCUGCACGAGAACCAGAUCGUCCACAGAGACAUUAAGGGGGACAACGUGCUGGUCAACACCUACAGCGGCGUCUUGAAGAUCUCCGACUUCGGAACGUCCAAGCGUCUGGCGGGAGUCAACCCCUGCACAGAAACAUUCACAGGCACGCUGCAGUACAUGGCUCCAGAGAUCAUUGAUAAGGGUCCUCGAGGCUACGGGGCCCCCGCUGACAUCUGGUCCCUGGGCUGCACCAUCAUCGAGAUGGCCACCGGAAAGCCUCCCUUCCACGAGCUGGGAGAGCCGCAGGCCGCCAUGUUUAAGGUCGGCAUGUUCAAGAUCCACCCGGAGAUCCCUGAGUCGCUGUCGCUGGAGGCCAAGUCCUUCAUCCUGCGCUGCUUUGAGCCCGACCCCCACAAGAGAACCAUCGCCUCAGACCUGCUCCGAGACCUCUUCCUCAGGCACAACACCAAGGGCAAGAAGAGCAAGAUCGCCUUCAAAUCACCAGACUACAUCCACAACAUCUCUGCGGCGGUGCAGCUGCAGGGCGAGACGGCCGGCAGCAGCAGCAGCGCGGACGGCUCCGUGAGCCCGGACUGCGACUCCAAACACGACGUCUUCUUCCAGAGGAAGAAGAGCCCGGGGUCGGAGAACCUGCUCAAGCCGCCCAACUCCAACUACCUGAGCGUUCCAGAUGACAGCUCUGUAUCGGAGGAUCGCAGUGCCCCCCCGUCAACUGAGGACAGGGACGGCGGCCUCUUCCUGCUGAAGAAGGACAGCGAGAGACGAGCUAUUCUGUACAAGGUGCUCAAUGACGACCAGGAUAAAGUCAUCUCCAACCUCAUGGAGAACCACAUCCAGGGCAGCGAAGAGCUCCAGCUGUCCGUUGAACACAUAAAGCAGAUCAUCUGCAUCCUUCGGGACUUCAUUCAUUCUCCUGAGAGGCGCGUCAUGGCGGACACCAUCUCCAAACUCAAGCUGGACCUCGACUUCGACUCCACCUCCAUCAACCAGAUCCAGCUGGUUCUGUUCGGCUUCCAGGACUCGGUGAACAAGGUCCUGAGGAAUCAUCACAUUAAACCUCACUGGAUGUUUGCCAUGGACAACAUCAUCCGCCGAGCUGUGCAGGCGGCCAUCACCAUCCUCAUCCCUGAGCUGCAGACACACUUCGGGCCGGCGUCGGAGUGUGAGGGAGCGGACAAGGAUGACGAGGUGGAUGAAGUGGAAUCAGAGUUCGGUCCCGUUUUAGCGUCGACCUCCGACGAGCCGGGGACGAGCGCCGACGCCGCCCACUCCAGCAUCAGCACCCUGAACUCGGCCCACUCCCACGAGCACCAGCGGCUGCACCAUCACCUGGGAGCCCAGCUGGGCCGGCUCAAGCAGGAGACCAGCAGGCUGCUGGAAGAGCUGCUGCAGAAGGAGAAGGAGUACCAGCAGGUCCUGAAGGCCACGCUGCAGCAGAGGAGCCACGAUCUGGAGCUGGUCAGAGUCAGACAUAGACCACCAGACCUUUCACCUCCCUCCAUCCAUCACACUCCAGCGGACCACGAGCCAGACAAGCCGCUCACCGAUUGGCUGAAGGAGCAGGGGGCGGACGCCAACACCAUGGACAAGUUUGUGAUGGAGGAGUACACUCUGGCCGACGUCCUGAACGAUGUUACCAAGGACGACCUCCGCUGUCUGCACCUACGCGGGGGAAUCCUCUGCCGGAUCUGGCGAGCCAUCCAGCGACACAGAGAGCGAGAGAGGCUGAAGGGCGACGAGUGCGUCGGAUGACGAUGCGUGACGCCGACUGUGAUUUCAAAUCUUUUGCUGAAAAACAUGCGCACACUGACACAUUACCAGCCUUGCAUGGCCAUCUCUCCGUUCUCCGCCUGUCUCCAGAGUGCCUUCUUGUUUUGUUUUUUAAAUGUUUAAAUGUGCAGGACUGAGUGAACCCACGGGUCUUUACGGACCAGACCAAAGCGCUUUAGUGCGGGCACUACUGUGUGUUUCUCUUUGUGUACGUACGUGUUUCUCCGUGUCACAGUGUGUUUGUUCUUGGACUUUUUUGAGCGAAUAUGAGUCCCUAAAAAACUAAUGUGUAGUGGAUUUAUUCAUGUAAAAGGUCUGUGGUUUCCUGGAUUGUGCACCAAUUACCGUAUUUUCUGGACUAUAAGCCACACCUGUAUAUAAGCCGCAUCCGCUCUAUUUUUAAAAAAAUAAUAAAAAAAGGAUAUGCAAGCCGCAGAUAUUUAUGUUGUUAGAUUAGAUAUUUACUACAUGUACAGAACGAUUUUGAACUGUAAAUGAUGUACAUGUUUGUACCUAAAUAGAUCCUUUCCUACACUGCAAAAACUCAAAAUCUUAACGAGAAUAUUUAUCUUAUUUCUAGUUAAAAUGUCUAAUUUUUAGUAAAAAAAAAACAAGACUCAUUGCUGGAAAAAACAAUUUUCACCUGUUUCAAGUAGAUUUUCACU
Cololabis saira (Pacific saury) is the source of this 4782-nucleotide messenger RNA. It is a transcript of the gene map3k15, whose product is annotated as mitogen-activated protein kinase kinase kinase 15. Bases 50 to 4099 code for a protein of 1349 amino acids. Gene Ontology annotation, molecular function: MAP kinase kinase kinase activity; ATP binding. The transcript has 30 exons. Lineage: Eukaryota; Metazoa; Chordata; Actinopteri; Beloniformes; Belonidae. Gene Ontology annotation, biological process: MAPK cascade; protein phosphorylation; cellular response to stress. The record is from RefSeq and is a predicted model, not a curated record.